Molecule: messenger RNA, 3064 nt
Organism: Pteropus alecto (black flying fox)
Lineage: Eukaryota; Metazoa; Chordata; Mammalia; Chiroptera; Pteropodidae
Gene: CDCA7L
Product: cell division cycle associated 7 like
Exons: 10
Coding region: 313-1671 (452 amino acids)
Biological process (GO): regulation of DNA-templated transcription
Cellular component (GO): nucleus
Source: RefSeq, a predicted model, not a curated record
GCACCCCCACACUGGCAGCCGCCUUGGGCCACGCCCAUCUGCAGCCCCUUCUCGCGCCGCCUGCAAAGCGAAGUUCCCUGGUCGCGAAGUUUGUGUCUGUGACCGGAGCCCCGCGGCCCAGCGCGGCGGCGCCGAGUGGGUGGCGCCUUGCGCUCCCCCUGUCCCGGGCGCCGAGUGGGCCCCUCCCCCGGCCCGCCGGAGCUCCGGGCGCUGCGCGCGGGCUGCGCGACCGCGGGUGCUCUCCGUGCGUCGGGCCCGUGGCGAGCCAGGCUCCCGUGGCUGCGUGCGAGGAGGCUGGAACCGGGUGGAAGAAUGGAGUUGGCAACUCGCUCCCAGAUCCCUAAAGAAGUGGCUGACAUCUUUAACGCCCCCAGCGAUGAUGAAGAGUUUGUCGGUUUCCGAGAUGAUGUUCCCAUGGAAACCCUCUCAUCAGAGGAGAGCUGCGAUAGUUUUGACUCAUUGGAGUCGGGGAAACAGGAUGUGCGCUUCCGUUCCAAAUACUUCACAGAAGAGCUAAGAAGAAUUUUUAUAGAGGACACUGACUCAGAGACGGAAGAUUUUGAAGGAUUUACGCAGAGUGAUCUGAACGUAAACAGUAACCCAGAAGUAAAGCUCGACGAGUCAGAGUUGAGUGACGACAGUAAAGCAUCCUUCGUGAGUGAGGAAGAGGAAGAUGAAGAAAAGGCUACCCCUAGAAGAAGCAGGCCUAGAAGAAGCAGUAUUGGCCUUCGUGUAGCCUUGCAAUUCCCCACCAAGAAACUGGCAAAAAAGUCAGAUAAAAACAGUUCUUCUGAGCCACUGUUUUCCAGCUCAUGCUUACAGGACCCCCAAAAAGCAAUUCUUGGGAGAAAGAAAAGCUGCAGACAAGGGAAGGAAAGGGAAGAUUCUGUCUCUGAAUCUGAGGAUGACUCCAGGGAUGAAGGCCAGGAGGGCUCCGACGCGCUGCUGAAAAGGACCAUGAACAUCAAGGAGAACAAGGCCAUGCUCGCUCAGUUAUUGGCGGAACUGAACUCAAUGCCAGACUUCUUCCCCGUCCGGACCCCGAACUCAGCUUCUAAGAAGAAAGCCGUGCGGCGGGCCUUCUCGGAGGGGCAGAUCACGCGGCGCACGAACCCCACCCGGAGCGCGCGGCCGCCCGAGAAGUUCGCCCUGGAGAACUUCGCCGUCUCGGCCACCAAGUUCACAGAAGAGUACUACAGUUUCAGGAGGAGGAAGACAAUCAGCGGGGGGAAAUGCCAGGGGUAUAGACGGCGGCACCGCAUUUCUUCUUUUCGGCCAGUGGAGGACAUCACUGAAGAGGACUUAGAAAAUGUUGCCCUAUCUGUUCGAGAUAAAAUCUACGAUAAAGUUCUGGGUAACACGUGCCACCAGUGUCGGCAGAAGACCAUCGACACCAAGACGGUGUGUCGGAACCAGAGCUGCGGCGGGGUGCGGGGCCAGUUCUGUGGGCCGUGCCUGCGGAACCGCUACGGGGAGGACGUGAGAUCAGCCCUGUUGGACCCGGACUGGAUGUGUCCUCCCUGCCGUGGGAUCUGCAAUUGCAGUUAUUGCCGGAGGCGUGAUGGCCGCUGUGCCACAGGCAUCCUCAUUCAUCUGGCCAAGUUUUACGGUUAUAAUAACGUUAAGGAGUAUCUGGAGAGCUUUCAAAAGCAGCUGGUAGAAGACAACUAAGAGAAGAAUCAGCCAACUCACCUUAGCAUACUCCAACAAGACGUGCCAUACGUACCAUUUGUGCCUAAGAAUUUCUUACAGUCGUGUUUUUAUACAGAAAUUCUUCGUAGAUCUAAAUACUAUUUUUUUUUUAAAGAUUGUUUAUAUGCUUACAAAGAUUUCUCAGGAAGACAGCUAAGCACCUCGAGGAAUCUAUAUACAUGUAUACGCAGGCCUGUUUGAAUUGUUAAAAGCAUCUGCAGAUGAUUAAAAAGCACAAUUAAAGUUCAGGUAAGUUCCAGGGAAAAAAAGUAGCUCUUGCUUUUGUCACUGUUUACUUAUCAAUGUUGCCUUGACAUUUUACCCCCCCUACCCCCUCCGACUCUUUAAGUUUUCACAGGGGAUCUAUCCCCUUUACCUAAUUCAAACCAUGUAGUUGAACCUGCUCUGUGUGAUUGGAAAUUUAUAUUGAUGACUGUUCCCCUAAAUUCCAAAGUGCAAUUAACCACAGAACUUGAGAGUACUAGAGUUUUAUUUUUAUUAAAACUUGAAAAGUGGACUGUCACAUCAACACUGGAGGCCUCGGAGCGCUGCUGGCCAGCAGGGACAUCUGCCCGGGGCCAGUUGCUUCUGGACCUUAAGAGAAUGUAAGGGCUAACUUAAAAGGGUUUUGUUUAAACAUCUACAAGAACUAAAAUCCCACUUACUGACCAGGCUGCCGACCCCAGUUUUUGAGGUUGUAUUUCAGUGGAACCUUGAUGAAAAUGUGAGAGAUACUGUACUUUUGUGUUGUGGGUUGGGUACUGAGGAAAGCUAAAACAGAUUCCAGUAUUUUUUUCGACACUGCUUCUUUCUCUCCCCCUUCUCCACUUUUUAAGGAUGGUGUUUUUUUAAAAAAAGAAAAAAAAAAUUAAUGCACAUUUACAAGUUACUUAAAAAUUACAGAAACUGGAAUGUGUUUUAUGCCCCUCAGUGCAAUAAAAAUGUAUGUGGAAUAGUACAGUGACAAUGAAGAAUCCUCACUGUGUUCUGGCUGAGGCUGGAGGGACGUGAGUCCCAGCAUGAGCGUCGUCUAUGCUUCUAGCAGCAGAGCCACGCCUGCCAGGACCCAUUUGGCCGUCUUCUCUUUGCUCUUCAACCUGAAGGUCCAGACAUAGUUGGGGCCCCUCGUUUUGGUUUUGUAUACAGGGCAUGCAUAGGUAUGUUUGGUUUCCUCUCUGUCCAUGGUUAUGGCUUUUGCAAAGAUGACUGGCAUCACAGAUGUCAGCUCCUUGAGGCGGGCUUCCACAAUGGUUCCUGACUGGAUGUCCCAUCUUGCACCUGCAGCAAAAACACAAGGGUUGCAACGGUGGGGCGUGUUGAUACUGAUCUUGUAAGUGUUGUAGGCAAUAAAUGUUCUGGUUUUGUCACGUUA